AGGGCAUCCUGACAAUACAUUCCUGAGAGGUUCCCUAAGUCAUGUGCCAAAAAUAGUAGCGGUAAAUUUACCCCCCAGCCAAUCAGAAUUGAGGAUGAAAUAUUAUUUUUAGAAACAUUUGGUCCUGGUAUAUAAGGUCGUAAAAAUGUUUGAAGAAUUAAAUGUCCAAUGAAAUAGCAGUGUGACAGUGUUGGCGAAAGCUAAAUUGCAAUAUUGAAUAAUUCGACAGUGGGAUAUUCAAAGAGAAUAACAGGUAACAUUAUUGUAGCUUGUAACUUUUGUGUUCCAAUUGUAUGCCCUUACACUUACAUUUAAAUUGUGAUUUUGUUGCGUUGUCCAAUUAGUUAUAGGCAUUAUACUAUAGACUAUAGACAGAUCCAGGUGACUUCCCUCUAAUGUAGGCCACUAUGAAACGUGACACGGCGUAUGAAGGCGUACUCUCCGUACAGCCUGCUGUGUGAUAUAAGAUUUCAAAUCGGACACAUUCCUAAACCGCAUAACAAGUUGUGAGACAAGUUGGGCGCGGUGUGUUGUGGUAACGUAGACCUACACACAAUUGCGGGAUAUCGUAAGCAAGCAUUCCUCGCGACAGAAAAGUCCCCCUGAGCCAUACAAGUAAAUAACUGGCGUUAAUUUUACAGAAAACAGUCUUUGGUGGUAAAUAUAAAACAAUUAAAAUUGAUAAUAUUUAACGAUGUUUUGGCUGAUUGAUAACCAAUAUUGAUAUUGUAAUCAUGUGAUCACUUUGAUCAGGUGGAAUGUCGAGGGUAGUAUAGCAGCAGCAAUUAUGUGGCUCCACCAUGAUUUAUCGUUAUGAAGGAAUAUUGUGUUUUCAAUAUAAUGAAAAGUUUACAAUCUUUUUUUGUGAUGGUUUUUAAGGUACCGGUACCAUUUUUUUGUUGUUUUUUUUUCUAUCUCGUAAACUUGAAUGAUGAUAAGAUUAUGCCUUUAGAUGUCUUCAAAUAUUCUUUAAAGGAAUUUGAGCAAUUUCGUAAUCUGUCACAGCCAGGGUUUCUUUCAGGAAAGCCAAACCCCCCCCCCCCCCCCCCCCGAGCAAAAAUAUGUCCAACAAUAAAUCAACUGGCACUGCCUCCCACUCCCGAAAAAUCUGACGCCACCCUCCCCCGCCUGGGGGGGGGGGGAAUUUUCUGAAACAAUCACUGGUCACAGCUUAGGCUUAAAAUAAUAAGGAUUUGCAAUUAUUCAUUUUGGAGAUUUCAGUUGGACAGUAACAAAAUUAAAUUGUGUCAUAUUAAUUGACUAAAAUAAUAUUGCAAGAGGUGAACCGUGAAGUGUGUUGUUUUUUUUCUUUAAAAAAACUACAUUAUGGGUCAUCCAUGGAUGUCCCAUUACCUAACCUUUAUGAGCCCAUCUCUGUGGAAAUAAGACCGAGGCAUGGGCAAAUAUAAUAAAUGCUAAAAUUAAAGUGCUUUGCUGGGUUACAGAAUAUUUUAAUAGCACUCCCAAAUCUCACCACGACACAUGGGUAGUUCAUGGCUUUAAAUGACUAAUAAGGGUUUUUUUUUUAGGACCGAAAGUCAAAUAAUUGAUGCAUGAGUCACGCAGUGGAGACUGGAGACGGUCGCUGCCUACAUUUCUAUGUUGUUCACAGGCCAAAUAGCUCGACGGACGCGCCCGCCCAUGGGCUUAUUUUCUUCCGCUUUCAGCCUUCGCUAGAGACUAGAGCAUACACUGUACAACCAACGCUGAUUUAUUUUUGGCCGCAUGCUGUGGUGAAUUAGCCACGCCCAUUAGUAUCUGCCACUUGAGAGUUGUUUCCCUUAAUCUUCAGCAACUGUCGAUUUGAAAGGAGUUUUCAGAUUUUUUAAUAGUCUUUUAUUUAAAAUUAUUACCUUCAUGGAUUUGAAAGGUUCAAUGGUGGCCUGCUUAGAUCGCCCCCGUUGCCCGUUCAAAUACACAUGGUCCACAGUGUCCGUUGUAGUGGCAGGGCUAGUUUUUAAAAAAAAAAAAUAGUUGGUAACUUUGAAGUCAAAGAUUGGCCUGGUCCCCAAUAAUAAAUUAAAUGCCAAAUUUUGUCAUAGUGAAAACUCACUUACAUGCUCUCUAUGACAUCAAGUUAAGAAACAAUCUUCCAUAAAGCCUUGCUUUUUAAAUUAUUUUUUAAAAUAAAUAAAGUUAUAGAGGUCUAUAAAUAAUUGAUAAGCCCAGGCCAAUCUCGACCUUGCUUUGUGAUCUAAUGAGAUUUGAGACCGGGGCCAAAAAACUGACCGCCACGUGAAAGGGUCUGACUUUAAUAAGCUUACCCUGACGGCUGACGUAAUUCGAACCACCGAAUGACUUUAUUGUGUGUGUCCUGAAAUAUUUUUUUUUUAAAUUUCAUUGUGCAUGACCAUUUAUUUAAAUCUUAGCCGUCUAUCUAAAAGUGAACGUUGAUCACAAGUAUUUAGAUUUAAGUAGUCAAUUCUUACUUAUCAAAAGCUGUUUGUCAUACCCCAAACAAUCCUUACUCUCUUCUACCCACGUUUAUGUUCUUGUUUUUGUCUUUGCUGGUUUUUUUUUUUUUUUUUUUUUUUUUUUUUUUUUUUUUUUUUUUUUUUUUUUUUUUUUUUUUUUUUUAUUGUAGCCCUCAUUUCUGUCAACCUCUCUUACAUCAUUCCACACACCUUCCUUGCCUUGCACCCCUUUACAUUUUCUUCUCGAGUGAUAUAAUACUUUGUCUAAUUAUGAGCUAUAGAAUUGGUUACCGGAAAUUUGUGUUAAAGAAAUCUCAUCGACGGUAAAUUGAUCGACGGAAAUUUAAUCGAAUCGUUUUUUCAGUUCACACGUUAAAAUGUACGUAAAAUUUCUUUUUGAAAGCACUAUACUAUAUAAUGAAACAAAAUUAUGCGCCUGUAAGCCCCAUGAUAUUUAGACCAGACCAUUACUAAAUUGAAAGAAAUUAGGGUUCAAUCAUGAGUUCAACAGCGCGCAAAAUAUAAUUCCCGAUAACUACGCUAAAUGAUUUAAAAAAAAAAAAAAAAAAAAUUUAAAUAACGCAACUGCGUUUGGCGCGUAAUAUUUUCUUUACGGAAAAUGAAAUCGUCUCAAUUCAAGCAUGGUGUAAAAAAAAAUAUUCUGUUUAAAAGUGGCUGGGACAUCAGAAUAUUUAAUAUAGUUCAUGGGCUUGAACAAAAAAGUGUGCAGUGACGUAUCAUAGGGGGAAGGGUGUAGCAAAAAUUGGGAUUCUUAAAUGUGCGUUACUUGAGUUCAUGUUUUGUCAAGUAACUUUACUAGAUGGGAGUUUAACACAUUGCUGUCGCCAAUGUUUGGCGGGCUAUAUUUAGCAAUAAAAUAAAACUGGCGUGGUUCUUAUAUGACCAACACAUUAGCGUAUGAAGUAAUUUUGCAACAAAAAAAAAAAUAAAAAAUAAAAAAAGAAUUGUAAUAUACUGGUAACAUUGCAAAGACAAAAUGUUGUAACAUCGAUAGUACGAUGCUAAUACCCCUUGAAGAGGCGCUAUUUAAAUUACUUUCCGUUGGGUCGAGAACAUUCGGUCGCAUAUGAAUUAUCCAUAUAGUAAGUAUAUAUCGUUCAGUGACAGGGGCGUCUGCGGAUACUGGGAACACAUAACUUAAAGUACCAUUUUAUACUAUGCAUUUCUAUUAUUUCGGAAUGGUGUGGUUGCUUGAAAUGCUAUAUAAUAAUGGGGUUGGGGGUGGGGUGACAAUGGAUAUGUUAUAUAAAGUUAUGUGGAAUAGGUCAAAAUGUGAUAUUUUUGUGUUAUAUAAAAUGGGCAUGACCCCCAUAUUACCAGGAACAGAUAACUAGCUAACAAUAUGCCUGUGAAGCAAAAGUCGAAUAUGACCUCACAUGGGUUGCGAAAGGAUUCAUGUGAGGUCACCGGCUGAAACAAUAGACUAAGAGAAGUAGUAAUUAUUAAAUGAUUUUAAUGGGUCUUUUAACGUAAGAGUUACAAUUUAAAUCAGACAUUAAACACGUCGCCAAGUAAGUUACACUAGCACAUUAAGUUUUAAACUAUUUUCCUUUCCAAGAAUUUACCCCUUUUUAAAAGCCCUUGUCCCAAAAUAUCGUCCCGCGAGAGAAACAUGACACAAUGGUCUAAAUGUUCAUAGUAUUUUUUUUUUUUUUUUUUUUUGAUUUAUCAUUUUUUUUAAAAAUGCUUGCCCCAAAUCCCAGUUGGUUAGACCGCCUUCUUUUGACCCCCGAUUUCUGUCUAAAAAUUUGACUUAAUUUUUUUUUUUUUUUUUUUUGGAUUGAUCAUUUGUUGUAAAAAUGCUUGCCCCAAAUCCCAGUUGGUUAGACCGCCUUCUAUGGACCUCCGAUUUCUGUCUAAAUAUGUGACUUAAUGUCUACCGUGUAUGGACAUUUUUAGAAAAGCGAGAGGUUCUAUGCAUGUUUUAAACAAAAUCUAUUCAACACAGCUUGGGAACACCAAGUCUAUUCAUUUCAUUUGUGUUGACAAUCCGUGUCAGAAGUUAUAAUGCACACACAUUAAAGAGAUCGAUAAUGCGUUUGUAGUUAGUUCGAGUUUGAGCCCUCUCGGGAUUUUUGAAUAAGUUGGUGCGUUUUUAUACGUGGCAUGCCGUUUAUUAGACUUUUAUUUAAAUUGUCUCUAGUUAUAUAACAAUAUGCUUGUCUGUGAGAUCACAGACGCUACCAUUGCCCAUUGAAACAUAUACGCUUCAACUAAUAAAAUUUGUGUCAAUCUGAGAAUAAAAUCAGUAUUUAAAUUUUCAUUAAAGAAUUUAUAACUUUUAAUAUAAUUAUUUAUUAAAUAACUUAUGAAAAGGGAUAUUACUCUAGCCCCACGGAUUUCAUCUAGUCAAACAAUAACGAGACUUAAAACUAGUAAAAGAGGUGACAGAUGAUUGUUCUUAUCUAUGUAUGUACACAAGUGUUUAGAAACUUAUGAUAAAAAAGCAAGUAAAGUAAUUUUGAAGAGUCUCUUAUAACCAAAAUGUCUAAUAUUAUUAAUAAAAUGAUAAUGCAAAUGAGAUAAUCAUCACAAUGAGGUGGUUGGGGGGGGGCGCAUUGAUAAUAUUAUUUUAAAUAUAUAAUGUAAUAUUAAAGACCAUAAUAAAAUCAUUUAUUAUUUCACCAAAUGCAAACUAUUUUUUUAAAAGUUUUAUUUGCAUUAUGUAUUUUAAGAUUUUUUUAAAAACUUUUAAAAAUGUUUACAACCAAACUGUUUUUAUUUAUUUAUUUUAAACACUCAUCACUUCCUGCAAAAAUGGCUUCAAUUUUGUCGAUUUCAUUUGGUGACCUUAUUUGGAGAUUAAUCAUAAUAUGUGGACUUUAUAAAUACCAUCUAUAAUAACUGAUUCCAUUGUUAAAAUAGUUGAGCAAUCAUUGGCUUUCAUUGUUUUUAAAGUCGAUCAUGACAUAAUUAAAAGAAAAGAAUGCAUUCAAACUUGCAAAGUAGGCCUACCUAUUGACUUUGACUAUGUGAAUGUUCGUAUCAGGGAAGUUAGAUUUAAAUACACAUAUUCACACACGUGUAAACAGGAUCUGUUCAAGAAUGGUAGGUAAAUAUGAAAGAUCUCGUAUAUUUAGAAAGGAUGCAAAGCACCACAAAUCUGCGACACAUAGCGAAAGCAGUUCUGGCCGGUUCUACACAGAGACUGAGCACACACACGUGGCGAGUGAAUUUUUACGAACAUUGUAGCAUCUAUACUAUUAUUAAUAUGCAUGUAUUUGACUUGCGAAUGGUUAAGAAACAGACGUAAAGAUUACUUUGAACAGAAAAGGACAUGACACUAAUAGUACCCAAACUUUCAGCAACACAUUGCUUUUAUCUGGAUGCCUGGAUGUGACACUUACUUUCACACUUAAAGCUAACAUUAAACUCUAGUACCUGUAGUUUAUUUUAUGAUAUUUCACCAGCAUUUCACCUGAUCAUACAUAUUUUAAAACAUCAAGAAGAAAUUUUCACUUUAUUCGGAAUAUCCAUGAAUGGCCAUGAAUUAGUUCAGUGUGCGGUUUAAAGGGGUGGCAGCCGAAAUAAGCCUGAGAACCACUGCUGUACACAAUCUGUGUUCACAAAUAUACAGACUAUCCUCAGUCUCAGUCACAACCUUUGAAAUGUAAUGAACCCUUGGUUUUCGUUUGUUUAAUUUCAGUUCAAAUUAGCCUAAACGCAAAGAGCACGUUGCCAUGGCGACUCCAAUCAGGAAGAAGCUUGUCAUUGUUGGUGACGGCGCCUGCGGUAAGACCUGUCUUCUGAUCGUCUUUAGUAAGGACCAGUUCCCCGAGGUCUACGUGCCUACAGUGUUUGAGAACUACGUAGCUGACAUCGUGGUGGAUGGCAAGACAGUGAGUUCAUCGUUAAUGUUUAGUGGUUUUGUUUAUGUUUAGUGGUUUUGUUUAUGUUUAGUGGUUUUGUUAAUGUUUAGUAGUUUAGUGGUUUUGUUUAUGUUUAGUGGUUUUGUUAAUGUUUAGUGGUUUUGUUUAUUUUUAGUGGUUUUGUUUAUGUUUAGUGGUUUUGUUAAUGUUUAGUGGUUUUGUUAAUGUUUAGUGGUUUUGUUUAUACCGAGUCGAUUUACUUGACCAAUUUGAACAGCCUAUUUCGCACCCCAGUGCAGCCUACGUGCCAAGCAAUGAUUCGAACGAAUAUCACGUGACACACUGUGCUUUAAUGCUUUAAUCAUAAUGAAGUUUAGUUUAUUCCUCUAAUUAUUAUUAUGUUAAGUUUUAACACUCUAAUCCUCAAGACAGUGCUUUCUAAUCUGCCAUUUUUAUCCCCCCACCCCCACCCCCGGGGAGGGGGUACAAGAAAUCCCUACUUCUCUUCUCAUUUUAUGAUCCUUAGAAUAGUUAGAAAAAGAGUUUUUAACGGGUGACGUAAAAAUGAUUCAGAUGUUUCAAGUUCUGAAUUACAUCCGAAACAAUAGCAAAUGCUUCAAAGUGCCUCAGUGCAACACAGUGCAGAAUCAACAAUCUUUCUUCCCAAUAAUAGCAUGGAAACACCUGGACGAUGCCGCUGUGAACUCGACAUCGGUCGAAAGCUUCAAGGCUGCCCUGGCAUCAGCUAGGAGCUGUUAGAAUAGCAACAUCAUACCCCUAACCGUUGCAAAGAUGCCAGUACAUGGAUGCAGCAACGAAACACUACCAGAACCAGAAAUUCGCUCAAAUUAUGCUGUCCAGAUUUUUCAAAGAUUCGUCUCCCACUGGGAAAGAGUCAUUUGUAAUCAUUAUGUAAUUUGUGACGAUCUAACAUCAUUUUUAUUGACUGUCUCAUGGUAUCUUAAAAUCUUAAUUACAGGUAGAGUUAGCAUUGUGGGAUACAGCCGGCCAGGAAGACUAUGACAGGUUACGCCCCUUAUCAUACCCAGAUACACAUGUUAUUCUGAUGUGUUACAGUGUAGACAAUCCAGACAGUUUAGAGAAUAUAGGAGAGAAAUGGACACCAGAGGUCAGUAUCGAUUCCUGAGAUUGGACAAUGUAACUGUUAACCAAGGUUUCUACUUUAAAAUAUGGGUGAGAGGGGUGAGUGAGCUGUGUCUAAAACUAAAAUGUUUUGCUGUUUUUACUUUAAAAAGAAAUUAAAUUGAAGCAUUUUGAUAUUUAUUUAAAACAAUAUUAUUUACCUGGCUUUGCCCAGGUAUGCACUUGUCAUGCUUUUUAUUAGAAAAAUUCCUUGUUAGGUCUAAGAUUUUUCAGUAUGGCUCACUUUGAACAAACGUUAGCCUUUACCCACUGGUCUUUUGUCUGCCCUGUUAACUAACUUAUGCCUUAUGUAUUUAUAUGUAGGCUUGCUUUUCUAGCGUAAUUUUGAAAGUGUUAGACUUUAAACAAAAACCUUUAGAUAAAGUAUUAUGAACCAAUCUAAAUUUUCAAUGAUUUUCAAUUGAAAUUUAUUUUAAAAAUCACAGAGCUAUGACUCAUGUAAAUUUUAUAUUUCUUUUACAUUAAAAUUAUUUACAUCGGGCGGCCUGGCCUUGAAAUGGAAUGAACUAGUUGUAGUUUAAAACUUCCACAAUAUUUUAAGUUUGAUCAUGAAGAGUAUGUGUAGCAGGUUUGCAGACAUAUUUUCACCAGGGUAUUAUUUAAGAUUGGUGAAGCCAGUCAUAUAUUGAUGCCGGUCAUUUAUUGAUGCUGCCUAUGUCAAUUUUAAAAUAAACAUUCAUAGUAUAGCAGACUCUCCUAUUAAAUUAUUAUAUUAUCAAAAUCUUAAAUUCAACAGGUAAGGCAUUUCUGUCCAAAUGUUCCGGUCAUCCUUGUAGGCAACAAAAAGGAUUUACGAAAUGACCCCUCAACAAUAGAGGAACUGGCCAGGUUGAAACAGAGUCCUGUGAAGGCAGAAGAAGGAAAAGCUAUGGCUGAAAGGUGAUAUUCAAAACACGUUAAAACUAUAGCAAUUAGUAUAAGCCAUGAGCAAUCAUUUUUUAUAACAUUAAGAAGUACUUAAAAAUGAUUUUAAAAAUUGAAAUGAAACCUCCCAAAAAUUUGAAUUAAAAAAAGCAUCAUCUGAAUGGAAUUAUUUUUAUUUGUACAAUAUGUGUGACUUUUAAAUAGUAUGUUAUGUCUAAAACGAUUAAUUUAAUAUAUACAGAAUUGGAGCUGCAGCUUAUGUUGAAUGCUCUGCCAGGACAAAGGAAGGAAUUAGGGAGGUCUUUGAGACGGCCACAAGACACGCACUCAAGACAAAUAAAAGCAGUAAAGGAAAAUUUAAAUGCACCUUGUUUUAAUUUAUCUGUGUUUGGCACUUAUCAAAACUGACAACUUUGGAGGAACCCCGCAAUAGUGGUGGCUGUGAUCUUCUGAUUCAACUCAGAAUUCUUUUAAAAGCUCACUGUAAUAACCAUUCUUAUUUUAAAUGGAGCAGACCAGCUACUAGUUUUAAAUAAAAUUCAACUAUGGCGUCUGGAAUUCUCUGGGGCUGACAUCGUUUAAAGAGCUUUAACAAGUUUGUUGUGUGUAAAUUCAGUCAAUUUAAAAAGAAGGAUUGGGCUUCUCCAUUUGAAGUUGGAUAAAUGACACUAUUCACCCAGAUUUUACUCAUUAACUCUAGGAAAGUAAAUUGUUAUCUAUGCCAAAAAAUGAAAUAGAUCCAUCAAUCUUUAUCUUUCCAGUUAUUUUAUUUUAUACCUGUAAGAGUUGCAGGUAUAUUUAACUACUCAAGGAGAUAGUGUCUUGCCAAAAAAGUCAGCUACCUUCACUGUAAUCAUUGGGCAAAGAAAGCUCACUCGUACCGUAAGGGGCUGAGUUAGUUAUAGUCUGUGUACCUGCUAAAAUAAUCUUUUUUUUUUUGCUUCAAUUCCAAAAGUUAAACUGUGAUAUUUAUAACUGGAUGAUUUAAAAUUUUCUGGAUUUGUUAAUAUCUUACCUUAAUGUAUAUUUUUUCUUUAAUAUGCUUACGUCUCAUGCACACAUUUUUGACAUGAGAUGUUGUUUUCAAGGCAAUAGUUCAUGACACAUUUAAGGAAAAGAAAACAAGGUAAAUUUUUAUUUAAAAAGAUUGGAAGCAUGAACAAAAAUAUUAUGUAAGAAGGAAGAUAAUCCAAGUUAUAAAAGCAUGUAAGAGAGUAGUUGAGAAGUAAACAUGGCAAAAAAAUAAUAAAGUGGUAAUUAAGUAGAGCAAUAUAUCAAAUUGCAAUGUGUUAAAUUUAUGAAGAAAGUACUGUAUUGAAUUUUAUAAAUGUAUUGACAUUGUCUAAAUCAAUUGUUGUGCACCGCUGGGGGCCUUUAUCAAUACUUUAACAUGAAUGUUCUGAAAUUCAAUGACAUGUACUUAUUUUCAUUCUGCUUGUUUACAUAGCAAGUAAACAAAUUUUUUUAUUAAUUUACACCUUAAUAAAUUUCCAUUAUAAAAAUAACAGUUUAUAAAAAAUUUGGUCUAAAAGUUGGAUUGGUUAAGACCAGGGUUGUUCCACAGCACUUAAAGUUUUGACUUGAUGCAACUGUUUUUACUUGCAAGCAGGAGGACACUUGGUACUAAUGCGGCAAUUUUUGUUUACUUUAAUUAAAUAAGUAGCUCAUACUCAGCUGUAUGACACUCAUUGUGCAUGGAUAUCACACUGAUUAAAUUGAUUUUAUUUAUACAAAAUGUACAAGCAUUUUAUGCUGGCAAACUGAGAUUGAUUGAAAUAAUACCUUGUUUUUACAAGGAAAAUUAUUUGUUUGUUUGACUGGAAUAAAUGCUAUUAUACCAAAUAAAAUAAACUAUUCAGUAUGUAAAUUGGGAUAUUAAAAAAGUGUUUGAAUUUGAUUGAAGCAUAUUUAAAUAACAAAUGAAAAUGUGUUUCUUUAAUGUACGAAAAUUUUAUGAAAACAGUAAGAAGGUAGAUGUAACGAGAGAGUAUAUAAGAAAUAUUAUUUUUAUGUGUGCAUGUAAUGUUUUUAUAAAACUUGAAAAGGAUUGUAUAUGGUAAGAAUGAUUACACAGAUGUGUGCAUGGGAUCAGAGAGUAUUUUAUAAAAAAUAUAAAAAUGUGUGCAUGUGAUUUUUUUUCCUUUUUUUGUGUGUGUGGUAGAAAGUGCAUUUAAAAAAAAAAAGACUUAAGAUGUUUAUGAAGAGAGUGAAACAUUUGACCAAAUAAUUAUUCACACAAGGAUUCCAGAAUAUUCUCAUUCCUUAAUGUUAUUUACUUGUCAAUUGAUUGGUAUUAUAAUUAUGUUUGUAUUAAAAAUUAACUAUACUUCCACUAGAAAAAUUUCUUUUAUGAAGAAGCCAUUGUUUUCUAAAUAAAGUCAUUUACAAUAA
Molecule: messenger RNA, 10663 nt
Organism: Lymnaea stagnalis (great pond snail)
Lineage: Eukaryota; Metazoa; Mollusca; Gastropoda; Lymnaeidae
Source: the annotation of a GenBank genome assembly